Molecule: messenger RNA, 2523 nt
Organism: Tauraco erythrolophus (red-crested turaco)
Lineage: Eukaryota; Metazoa; Chordata; Aves; Musophagiformes; Musophagidae
Source: RefSeq, a predicted model, not a curated record
AUGGAGAGACAGAGGAAAGAAAUAUUAAUUAAACUCUCCUUGGUGCAAUGCAGCAGGUUGCUUAUGUUUGGAUCCUAUGAAAGAGAAACAAAUGUUCAUUGUACAAUGGAGCUGAGCAGUAAUGUUUGGGAAGAAAAAUCAAGGAGUUCUAUUAAAACGGCAGAACUAGUGAAAGGGAAUCUACAAAGCGUUGGGCUCACGCUCCGCCUUGUGCAGUCCAAGGAAGAAGAUGCAGGGCAUGUUGUUAUUGAAACUGUGACUCCAAACUCACCUGCUGCAGCUGCUGAUCUACAGAGGGGAGACAGACUUCUAGCAAUUGGCAGUGUUAAAAUCACAUCAACUGUCCAAGUGUUGAAACUUAUCAGACAGGCUGGGGACAGAGUUUUAGUCUUUUAUGAAAGGCCUGUUGGGUAUAAUCAGCAUGGUUCAGCGCUGCAGGAUGGAUUUGGACAACUGGAAGACUCUGCUUUCUUGACACAGCCAGAAGAUGACCAAGCUAGUUUAUCAGCUGAUGUUGACAACAGAGACUUUGAUUCAGAAUUUGAGGACUUAGCUUGUGAAUCACCUGACCAAAAAGAAGAUCUGCCAACAACUCCGAGUCCCAAACGUUCAGUAGUAAUACUUGCGGCUAAACCACUUGGAACUAUAUCUCCCAUUCUGAAUCGAAAGCUACACUUAGGAAGUUAUCAGGCAACAUCAAAAACGCAACAAAAAGAUGGAGCUAAAGUGGCAGCGCUCAAAACGAUUGAGGGUUCAGAUGCAUCACAGCAAUUGGUUAAACAAGCGCAAGGAUCCAGUACUAAGCCUCCUGUGCCACCUAGGCCACAAAGUAAGCCUAUUUUGCCUACGAGUGAAACUCAAAAUCUGUUGGAAACUGGAGGUGUAUCUUCUGAAAAACCAGAGAGGCCACCUCCACCUACAAAUAACGGAGACAAAUGUACAGAGAAGGUCGUAAAGAAUAGUGAUCAAGUAGAAGACACAACGGUAUCAAAAGUAAUAACAGCACCAAAACAAGAUACUUUAAAAGAUGGACUUUCAGAAAAUGCGCGUAGUUACAAAGAUAGUGGAGAUGAUCAUCGAACAUGGGAAUCACCAGAAAUUCCUUAUAAAACCCGGCAAGGCCGAUGGCCAAAGACAAGAACAUCUUCCUGUCUGUUUGAAGUAGAAGGAUACCAUAAGUACCUUAAUGUUGCACUGUGGUGCAGAGACCCUUUCAAAGCAGGUGGUUUUAUCUGCUUAGGAUAUGCAAGCAUAAAACUUGAAGAAAUUGCUUUAGAUUGUUUAGCUACAUCCUCAAUGGAAUAUAGUAGAACAUUUAAACUGGAUGCUCCUACACCUAAAGCAGCAGUCACUAGAACAGCAUUGCGUAAUUUGACAACCCAUAAGGGAUUCAAUGAGAAAUUUUGUUAUGGCGAUGUAACUUUACACUUUAAAUAUUUAAAAGAAGGUGAAAUAGAUGAUUCAAACUUUCUCCUGGAGAAAGAAAAGGAGUGUCAUUUGGAAGAAGAAGCUCGUGCAGCUCAGAAAGAGGAUCCUUACUCGGGACAAAUUGUUCUUACGGAGAACAAGCAUAACUUUCAAGAUACUCAGUUUCACAAUCCAACUUGGUGUGAUUACUGCAAAAAGAAAGUAUGGACUAAAGCGGCUUCUCAGUGCAUGUUCUGUGCUUAUGUUUGCCAUAAAAAAUGUCAAGAAAAAUGUCUAACUGAGACGCCCUUUUGUGUAGGAGCUGAAAAGCGACUUGAACGAACUGUGGGAGGUUGUAGAGCAGAAGGACAGGAAGCUCCCCAAGCUGCAUCCUCCUCUCGUGUUGAUUCAGAAUCUAAGUCUGUUAACAGAACUACAGGUCUGACCAGGCAUAUCAUCAAUACGAGCACCCGUUUGUUAAACCUUCGUCAAGUCCCCAAAGCUCGCCUUGCUGAGCAAGGAACAGAGGUGGUAGAACCUUCACCAAAGCACACACCCAACACUUCUGACAAUGAAAGUAGUGAUACUGAAAUCAGUGGGCCAAGCAGUCCUUCAAAACGUGCAGCAGGUACUGGGAUAAAGUUGGUCCGAAAGGAGGGUGGUCUAGAUGACAGUGUCUUCAUUGCAGUUAAAGAAAUCGGACGUGAUCUCUACAGAAGUUUACCUACAGAGGAGCGUUUCCAGAAAUUAGAAUUUAUGUUGGAUAAGCUGCAGAACGAAAUAGACCAGGAGCUGGAAAAUAAUAAUUCACUUGUUAAAGAAGAAAAAGAGACGACCGAUGCAAGGAAAAAAAUCUUGAUUUCUGCUGCGCUGGCUAAGUCGGGUGAAAGACUGCAGGCCCUGACGCUGCUGAUGAUCCACUACAGAGCAGGCAUCGAGGAUAUCGAGUCUUUGGAGAACAUGUCAUUAGAGCGGCAGUCCAAAAGAGUGACUAAAGAUUCAGAGGAAUCCAGUAUAGCAGAAGAAAUGGAUAACGAAGAUGUCAGUCUGACAGAGGCUCCAACAUUCAACAUCAUAUCAGAAGAACCAGUUGAUCCACCUCAAUCAGUAGACUGA